GAAUAUACCAUCAUCACAUCGCUCUUGAACUAGAAGUGGAAGUGGAAGUGGAAGUAGAAGUGGAACUGGCACUCGAACUGGAACUCGAACCCGAACUCGAACCCGAACUCAAACCCGAACUCAAACCCGAACCUAAGCUGUUACUCGACUGAGCUAGGAUUAAAGCUCUUCCUUUGCCUUGGCUCGCAUUUCAUAUCCGCCAAAGACGAAAGUCGAAGAGAGCCAUCUUGAACUUGAUCAGGACCUGAACCAGACUCGGACCAAGUUGACCAUUUGCAUCAUCUCACAUAUCCAAUCUACAAUCUACAAUCUACAAUUAUGGCAUUCAACGGUCCUAUCAAUGAGACUUACCCAAUGCCCAGUGCGGCAGAUACCGCUACUGUGUCGCAUACUCAGAAAGGCUUCAAGAUUAGCGCACGUAAGCUUCCAAUCUCGAAAUCAGGUCCAAUAGAUGAGAUGUCAGAGAAGCUCGGUAUACCGGUUCCAGAGAUGAUCUUUGGUGAUAAUAUGGUUGCGAUCGAGCACGUAGCGAGUGGGUGGCGCAUGGAGUUCAACGCAUACGAUGCCCUAGAUCGCGUGGACAAGACGGAUAAAAAUAUGUUAAAAGUAGCUUAUUCAAAAGAGUGGUCAAGUAGCAGGGAGAAAACCCACGAAGGCAUCAAAGAAAUCGUUAAGCCAUUCGACUGGUCGUAUACAACAGAUUACAAAGGCACUAUAACCAACGGGAAAUUAUUCACAUUGGACAACUCCGAUCCGAUACCUAUUGCCCUUCUUAAGCGUCAAGAUCCUAUUCUGUUUUUCGAAGAGGUUGUCUUAUACGAAAGUGAGCUAGACGACAACGGAAUAUCUGUGUUUUCUUGCAAAUUGCGGGUUAUGCCUGACCGAAUGCUUCUCUUGUGCAGAUUGUUCAUGAGACUUGAUAAUGUUCUUGUUAGGAUCAGGGAUACCAGGAUCUAUGUCGAUUUCAACACAAGCAAGGUAAUUCGGGACUACACCGAGAGAGAAGAUGCAUUUGACACUGUCAAAAAAAACCUCCUUUACUCUGGUAAACUACCGGACGAUCUUACUAUAGCCAUGCGUGAUCCAAAUCAGAUUGCCCACCUAGUACCAGAAGUUACUCAUACGAUCGAGAAUCUGACGCUUCCUUAAGCUCUACUCCAAAUAUAGACUUGAAUACUAUUUGAAAAUAAGAGAACGCCACUUAAUGGGUGCGAAAUAGAAUGAGGACUCAGUGUCGAAACUAAUUAGCGUCGCUCUGCAAAGGAUGAACUAAUACAAUAUCAAAAACACAACAGUAUCUUGGCUUGGGAGAGCCAUAGCCUAUCGCAAACCAUAGGUGUAACUCACAGCUGUCGUAAGUGGACAAAAUCGAAGGGGUUGGAAAUUGGGGGUCAUCCAAGAAUAAUGUUAAUAAUUUCGUCACAACAUUUUGGCAACAGGCGCACAACUAAUGAUUUCUGUUGUGCCAGACAAUUGGGCAUAAAAUUUCCAAGAAUGAGUGUAUAGCUUUCGGGGCCCAUGGUGGCCAAUUGCAUAAGGCAGAGGCUAAUCUGGAUGAACGCA
Messenger RNA from Botrytis cinerea B05.10, 1563 nucleotides. It is a transcript of the gene Bctip41, whose product is annotated as Bctip41. Gene Ontology annotation, cellular component: cytosol. The record is from RefSeq and is a predicted model, not a curated record. Gene Ontology annotation, biological process: TOR signaling. The coding region runs from base 319 to 1149 and encodes 276 amino acids. Lineage: Eukaryota; Fungi; Ascomycota; Leotiomycetes; Helotiales; Sclerotiniaceae. The transcript has 3 exons.